Molecule: messenger RNA, 579 nt
Organism: Ambispora gerdemannii
Lineage: Eukaryota; Fungi; Glomeromycota; Glomeromycetes; Archaeosporales; Ambisporaceae
Source: the annotation of a GenBank genome assembly
AUGGCCUGUGAUUUAUCUGAUCCGUCUAUUAUGAGAGCGUAUGAAGAAGUUAUUAGUAUGCAGGAUCCUACUAAUUGGUGGGUUCUUCGUUUAGCUUCCAGUUCCGGUGGUCUCGAUGAACUUGGUCGAAACCUCAAAGAAGAAACCCUGUAUGGGUUUUUGCGAAUCGAGAAUAAAUUUGUGUUUUUGAUGUAUCUCAGUGAGCAGAUUAGUGAUGUGCAAAGAGCUCGUGGUUUGGUUCACGGGAGAGCUGUUGCAUUAUUAUUCAAGAUGCAUCAAAUACAAAUUAGAGCAACAACUCGAGAAGAAAUUUCAGAGGCCAAAAUACGAUCAAAACUUAUUGACGAGAUACUAAACUUCCCACUGUCUCCUGAAUACGAUCAAAAUUCACAAAUAAUAUUACCACCUGAAUCGGAACAGCAAAAUAAAGUUGAUGAUAUUAAUAAUCAUAAUGAGACUGCACAUCAACUGCAUCAAGAACCUGAUGAAAAGUCUGCUACUAAUAAUAAAAAGAAGAAAAAAUUCAGACUCAAAAAUUUGUUUUGUUUUUCGUGUAGCCGAAAGCAUUACAGCAAUUAA